Molecule: messenger RNA, 855 nt
Organism: Abrus precatorius (Indian licorice)
Lineage: Eukaryota; Viridiplantae; Streptophyta; Magnoliopsida; Fabales; Fabaceae
Product: nicotianamine synthase-like
Exons: 1
Coding region: 1-855 (284 amino acids)
Biological process (GO): nicotianamine biosynthetic process
Molecular function (GO): nicotianamine synthase activity
Source: RefSeq, a predicted model, not a curated record
AUGGCAUCAUUCCAAAGUUUCAACUUUGAAGCUCAGAUUCCAGCAGAGCUCCUAAUAGCUCAGAUCAUGCAACUUCAUGCAAGCAUUUCAAAGCUUGAAUCUCUUAGGCCUUCUAAGCAAGUUAAUAGCCUUUUCACUCACCUAGUGAACCUUUGUACCCUCCCUUCAUCCAUUGACAUUGAAGCCUUACCCCAAGAGGUGAAAAUAAUGCGUGAGAACCUCAUUAAGCUUUGUGGCCAUGCUGAAGGGCUUUUAGAGCUUGAAUUCUCAACAUUCAUAAGCCUCACACCCAAGCCAUUGAACAAUCUAACCUUGUUCCCUUACUAUGGGAACUAUGUGAAACUAGCAAACUUGGAGAACAAAAUCCUCGAAGAAAAUGGGGUGGUGAAUUCAAAGAAGGUAGCCUUUGUAGGGUCAGGUCCAAUGCCACUCACUUCCAUCAUUAUGGCCACUCAUCACAUGGAAUCUACCCACUUUGAUAACUUUGAUAUUGAUGAGAAGGCAAAUGAGAUGGCUCGCAAGAUUGUUGCUUCUGAUGCAACACUUGAGAGGAGGAUGAAGUUUGAAACACAAGACAUUAUGGAAGUGAGAGAGAGGUUGGGACAAUAUGAUUGCAUCUUUUUGGCAGCACUUGUGGGUAUGAGUAGAGAAGCAAAAAAUAAGAUUUUGGGACACAUAAGAAGGUAUAUGAAAGAGGGAGGGGUUUUACUAGUGAGAAGUGCAAAAGGUGCAAGAGCUUUCUUGUACCCUAUUGUUGAGGAGCAUGACAUGGUGAAUUUUGAGGUGCUUAGCAUCUUUCAUCCCACCAACGAUGUGAUCAACUCAGUUGUUCUUCUUCGCAAGCCUAAAGCUUAA